Messenger RNA from Cydia strobilella, 3594 nucleotides. RefSeq lists its product as uncharacterized. Gene Ontology annotation, cellular component: transcription regulator complex; nucleus. Bases 95 to 811 code for a protein of 238 amino acids. Lineage: Eukaryota; Metazoa; Arthropoda; Insecta; Lepidoptera; Tortricidae. Gene Ontology annotation, biological process: regulation of transcription by RNA polymerase II. The transcript has 2 exons. The record is from RefSeq and is a predicted model, not a curated record.
UCGCCAUUAUCGCAUCGCCCGAACGCGUCGCGAUUAGCGAUAGUUACAUGUAAAACUUAACGUACUGCAGAAUUAUCGCGCUAGUUUUACUAAAAUGGGAGAUAAAAUACUAGUAGAACAAAUAAUCGAAACAAUAAAGCAGCAUCCAGUUCUUUACGACCAUAAGGUUCCAUGCAGAAAAGAUCUAAGUGAGGCGUUAUGGGAAGAAAUAGCUGAUACAUUCGACCUCGAUGUACAAAUCCUGAAGGUAAAGUGGAAAAACCUUAGAGAUUGUUACAAGAAACACAUAAGGGCGCAGACCGAUGACUCGAAAGCAGUUUCAUCAUACAAACAUUGGCAAUGGUCUAAGUACUUGGAAUUCUUACGGCCGCACAUACGUUCAAAUACAAAUACAGAAGUCGUUUACCAUACAGAAGAUACGAAAGAAUAUUCUGAAAAUAUACUUAAUAUUAAGCUGGAAGAAAUGGAUCACACGAAUUUUGGGUCAGACUUUGAAGCUACUGAAUGUAUUAGCAAACAACCUACAAAAAACAAAGAAAAACAUUCAAAACACAAUUUUGGGUCAGACUCAGAUAAUUUAGAAUGUGUGAUAGAACAACCUGAUUCGAAGAAGAGACGUAUACAUUCCGAUCUAAAUGUAGAUCACGUGAAAACUCAAAAUAACCGAGAUGUGCAUGAAUUCGAUGACAUAGAACUGAUAUUUUUAGGGUAUGCGAAGACUGUUAAGAAAAUGCCUUUAAAGAGGCAGAUCAGCGUAAAAAUGAAGAUUGCAAAGAUAAUGAUGGAAGAAGAACUAAAAUGUUUAGAAUGACAAGAAAAACUCUUUCCAAAUCGAUUAAAUAAUAAAUAUAAAUACUAAAACUAUGAUAGAAUGUCACAGGGAAUAUAUUUUUAGUAUAAAUUGGUAUCUACACUAUUAUAUAUUAUAAAUAAAAUAGUACCUGUAAGUGCUAUAAACCAAACUAAUAACUUAGACAUCAAUAUAAUUCAAAUAUGUUAUUUGUGGUAUUAUACCUACUAUUUAAUGAAAGACUGGAACCUUAGUUUGUAUAUUACGAGGACUAUGUUUGUAUGUUGUUAGCUAUCGAUGACGUUGAUUGGCAUAUUGGGCAUAACCACCUAAAUAGGUACACUUACUUACCAAUAUUGCAAAUUGCUUAACAGGUCCCCAUAAGUAGGCUUUAAUAUAUUUGCAAUGAGGCUUACGAAUAGCCAGUUAACCGUUUCUACGAUAGUAUUUUAUGACAUAGUUUUGGUUCAUUACCUUACCGAGGCUAAGCGGUCAAACUAGAUAACUCGAGAUAACUUUCAGUUCCGUACGUCAGUUCUAAUUAAAAAACCCAUUUGCUUGACUUAUCAUGUUUGACCGCUCACCUCUCGAUACAUUCUAAGAUUUCUAAGGAUAGUGAGAGGAUAUUUUAUAACACAAAUGAAACGCGUUAUUUUGAACACAAAUCAUAUUCUGUUCGAUUUAAAAAACUUAUACAUUACAUAUCACAUCGUUUUUUAUGCAGCUGUUUUACACAGUAAAUAAUGUAACGCUGAAACAGUGCUUUUAAGUGCUAACUUAGUACAUUAUAUAAAAUAGUGCGCUAGCCGUGCUCUCACAAAAAUAAUGUUCUUAUCAUACACAGUAGCAGGAACUUAUUUUUUAAGCAAUUGACUAGAACAGAUAGAAAGCUAUAAAAGCUAUUCGAAAAUGGAAUACGAAAAAAAAUACAAGAAAAUAAAAUAAGAUCAAAAAAGCAAAUUAGGGGUCAUCCAUUAAUUACAUCACACGUUUACGGGUAGGGACGGGGUCAAGAAAAUGUGACAUGUUGUGACAAGGGGCCCCCUCCCCCUCACAAAUUUUGUGACGUCACUUUAACUUCAUCAGUAACCGAAAAUUAUUUUAUUUUAUUUUAUUCGCUGUACAAUUAAAUAACGAGUUUUUGGAACGAUAAUGGUUUUUAUUCGUUUGAUUUUCUUUCCUAAUCGGUUUUGUGUUAUAAAAUUAGUUGGUAAUAUUUUGAUAAAAUAUUAGUAAUACCUAAUUUAAUUUGUUGAUUUCGUUGAAAACAAAAUUGCCAAAAAUGUGACGUCACACCAGGGGGAGGGGUUUGCCAAACGUGACCAAGUGUGACAAGGGAGGGAGGGGUCAAAAAACCUAUAAAUUCGUGUGACGUAAUUAAUGGAUGACCCCUUAUUAAUACAAAAUGGUAAUAUUUUGUCUCUUGUCCAUUUCAGAGGGCCUACCGUGGAAACCGAAAAUCGAGAUUACGUUAUCUGCCUCUAUCACAGCUAUCACUUGCGUAUUUGAGCGAUAGAGAUUAGAGAGGCAGGUAACGCAAUUUUGAUUUUGCGGUACCCUCUGACAUCUUCGAUUAGUAGUGCUAGUUUUAAUCGGAGGGUGCAAGAUAAUAAUAUUUUUAAAUAAUAAUAAUGAAGUGCAUCGUUAACUAAUUAUAAAUCGAAAUAUAUUUUAGAGAUAAUUAGCUCAAGAUUAUGAGAUUCGCAUAUAAAUACUAUAUUUGAAGAAAGAGAGGAGAUAGCAGGUACCAAAUUGUACUAUAAUAAGACAUUCAGCUAGUAUAGAUAGAAAAUUACAAAAUUGUCUCUAGAUAGAUUUCAAAGAUAUGACAAUAUUAACCAUCUGUGCUAAUGUAGAAGUUAAAAUUUCACGUAGCGUCUACAGUUUUAAGCAAAAUAUAAUGUAAAAGAAUGUAGUUGAUGAAAGAUUAGUAGAAUGUUAUUUAUUUUACCCCGGUUCUUCAUUAGAAGCAUUAGCGUAACAGUCAUUCAUUUGUUCUUCUUUCUUUUCUUUUAAUACGUUAAAGCCUUAAAUAAUAUAGUUUUGGAGUUCAGUCUUCGUAGACAAACAUGCUUAUGAAAAACCGGGGUUAGAUGAAGUAUGUACUUAGAUGCUUAUGUUUGUUCGUUGCACAGCCCUAAGCAUUCGGAAGUAUCAACGUCAAAGUAACCACAAUAGGUAUAUAGUGACAUAACAGGCCAUAAAAUAUUGUUUUAAGUAAAUAUUGUUAAUAUUUUUUACAUUUAUACAAGCUUAAGUCUAGCCCAUCGUUGCUGUUACCAAAAACUGGAGGCAAAUAAAAAAAAGGUGGGGAAGUCAGAUUGAUCACCCAUACAAUUGUUAAAUUAGUAGUACACAGAUAUAAAUUCUUAAUUUCACACCUUUUUAAAUGAUAACAAUGGUUAGCCGGACUGUACUCAGUUUGAAGCCCAAACACAGUACUUAAUUUGUUAUAGUGAUGUUGGUUUAAUUACUUCCAAAUUAUUUUUUCUGAAACGUGUAUGGUGCCCUGCCUCAAUUUACUAAAUCUUUAAAUACUUGAUUAAUUUAAAUUCUCGCAAAAAAACUGAAUAAGAUUAUGUAUGUGAACAAAAAACAAUUCGACAAACAAAUAUAAAAUUUACGAGUGUCAGUGAAAAAAAUAUCAAUCCAUGUUUCUGAAAAAGCAUCAAGUACUUUGAUGAGAUGGGAUAUCACUAUCAGUCAUCCUCAUGACUGAUUCUGACAUAACACGUAAUAUUUAUUUUUAUUGUAGUUAAUAAUUACUAUCUCUAGCAAACAUUGAGACGGGGUCAAAAAGAUGA